This is a messenger RNA of Gongylonema pulchrum, 396 nucleotides long. The record is from the annotation of a GenBank genome assembly. NCBI's taxonomy places the organism in Eukaryota, Metazoa, Nematoda, Chromadorea, Rhabditida, Gongylonematidae.
GUAGUCGUCGUCAUGAAGUUGGUGCGUUUCCUGAUGAAACUUGCUCACGAGAGUGUUACCAUUGAGCUGAAGAAUGGCACACAAGUCAAUGGUACCAUUACUGGCGUGGACGUGGCAAUGAACACACAUUUGCGAACGGUUCGAAUGACGCCAAAAAAUCGCGAAGCCGUUUCACUUGAUUCGCUCUCCAUACGAGGGAACAACAUUCGGUACAUAAUUUUGCCGGACACAAUUCCGCUGGACACUCUAUUAGUUGAUGAUGAGCCGCGCAAAAAGGCACCACGUGGAGGACGUGGCCGAGCUGUUCCGUCUCGUGGUGGACGUGGCCGUGGUCGUGGAAGAGAGUUGAAGCUGCUUCUCCAAGAGGCCACCUUCUUUUCGCGCAUCGCUGUGUAG